Chinchilla lanigera (long-tailed chinchilla) is the source of this 4113-nucleotide messenger RNA. RefSeq names its product protein phosphatase 6, catalytic subunit (gene Ppp6c). Gene Ontology annotation, molecular function: protein serine/threonine phosphatase activity. The transcript is spliced from 7 exons. The coding region runs from base 117 to 1034 and encodes 305 amino acids. The record is from RefSeq and is a predicted model, not a curated record. Gene Ontology annotation, cellular component: cytoplasm. NCBI's taxonomy places the organism in Eukaryota, Metazoa, Chordata, Mammalia, Rodentia, Chinchillidae. Gene Ontology annotation, biological process: G1/S transition of mitotic cell cycle; peptidyl-serine dephosphorylation.
CAAAGGGCCGGACGUGACGUAGGGAGAGUUCCGGCUUCGGCCUCUGCCGCUGCCUCCGCUACUACAGCCGUCCGCUGCUCCUGCCGCUACCGCAACCGCGGCUUGUUAUUCCUAAAAUGGCGCCGCUAGAUCUGGACAAGUAUGUGGAAAUAGCGCGGCUGUGCAAAUACCUGCCGGAGAACGACCUAAAGCGGCUAUGUGACUAUGUUUGUGAUCUUCUCUUGGAGGAAUCCAACGUUCAACCAGUGUCAACUCCAGUGACAGUGUGUGGGGAUAUACACGGACAGUUUUAUGACCUUUGUGAACUAUUCAGAACUGGAGGUCAGGUUCCUGACACAAACUACAUAUUUAUGGGUGAUUUUGUAGACAGAGGUUACUAUAGUUUGGAGACCUUCACUUAUCUUCUUGCACUAAAGGCUAAAUGGCCUGAUCGUAUUACACUUUUACGAGGAAAUCAUGAAAGUAGACAAAUAACACAGGUGUAUGGAUUUUACGAUGAGUGCCAAACCAAAUAUGGAAAUGCUAAUGCUUGGAGAUACUGUACCAAAGUUUUUGACAUGCUCACAGUAGCAGCUUUAAUAGAUGAGCAGAUUUUAUGUGUUCACGGUGGUUUAUCUCCUGAUAUCAAAACACUGGAUCAAAUUCGAACCAUUGAACGGAACCAAGAAAUUCCUCAUAAAGGAGCAUUUUGUGACCUAGUUUGGUCAGAUCCCGAAGAUGUGGAUACUUGGGCAAUCAGUCCUCGAGGAGCAGGUUGGCUUUUUGGAGCAAAGGUCACAAAUGAGUUUGUUCAUAUCAACAACUUAAAACUCAUCUGCAGAGCACAUCAGCUUGUGCACGAAGGCUAUAAGUUUAUGUUUGACGAGAAGCUGGUCACAGUGUGGUCUGCUCCUAACUACUGCUAUCGUUGUGGAAAUAUUGCUUCCAUCAUGGUCUUCAAAGACGUGAAUACAAGAGAACCAAAGUUAUUCCGGGCAGUUCCAGAUUCAGAACGUGUUAUUCCUCCCAGAACGACGACGCCGUAUUUCCUUUGAGGCCUUCGCCCAUCCUGCUGACCCAUUUUCUGCCCUCUUCUUAUCCCAACUUUCUUGUACCCUCUACGAUAUACUUUUUAUUGAGCACUUUGCUGCUGAAAUGCUGCCUCUUGCCUUUUUUUAAUUUUAAAUUAUCUAAAUUUAUUGUUCGUCAUGGUGUCUAUAGCGAUGUUUUUCUAUCAGUUUCCUCCCCCUCGCCAUCCCCACCUUGGACUCAUUUGAGAAGACUUGAGAAAUGUCUUAAUACUCACACUGCUGCAUGUAGCUCCUGCUUAUUUACUGGUCUGGGGAAACAGAAUGUGUUUCCUUUUUUAAAACAGCCAAUUGACAGUUACACUGAAAUACUCUUCCUUUUGUAUCAUUCAGCCUUUUGUUUGAGUUUGGUAAGUUUUAAGAAAUUUCAGCAGCAAAGUUGUUAUUCAGUGGGCACGACGGACUAGAGAUGCCUCGAGUCAUGUAUACCUGUCCCAGAUGUAAACCCAUUGUCCUUUGUUGGAUGAUAUUUUAAAAGGAUAUAAAAUAAAUUGGUCUAAAGGGCUGCCCUCCUUGUUGUGUUUUUAAAUUUAGUUAAAAACUGCUACAGCUUAUGACUUUGUACAUUAUGAAAAUUGUAUUGAUCUUUUUCAGAUUCCUUGUAUUUUUUAAUAAAAUAAUCUUAAAACCAGAUAGGUUAAGUGUUAGAACUUUGGAACAGCUUACAUUGUUACCUUAUAUUACUCUUUAUUCUUUUUUCCUAAUCAGAGUUCUGGACCCUUUAGUUGAGUUUAAAACUUCAGUUGAAAUCCAGUAGUAUUUAUUUUUUAAAAAGAUCACUAAACUGUGCCUAAAGAACAUAACUGCCAUAUUAAUGUUUUGGUUUAUAUCCUCUAUAGUAAUAGAAAAAUUUAAUACUUACACUGCUAAUGUGUUCAUUUGAUACCAGUUGAGUAGAAUGUGAUUGAUCCAGUUUACAAUCUUAUCAUCAGUAUCAUUAAGUACAAAUAUAUGUACUUUUUAAUAGGAGUCAUUCUUUUCUUGCUGUAACACUAGACCUUAACUCUUAGAAGUAUUCAUUUUUUAGCUGCAGCUGGAAAGGUUGAAAAGCCAGGACUUGUAUUUGUAAACUGUAAUCUGAAGCAGAUUAUUAAAAGUGUAGAAAGAAACAGACUUCUUUUUUUGUAAAAGUCUGUGAUACCCUAUUUUGAUUCUGUGUAAUAUGAAUAUCCAAAGGGUUGUGGUGAUCAGUUCUUGAUAUGCAAUUGUCCACUUAAUAAGGACAAGUGUUCCAGUAUCUUUUAUGGCUGUGGUCAUAAAUGAUGUUGGAAUGUGUCAUUUUGUGAAAUAGUUGGUAUCCCUUUACUAGUAAAAUUAAUUUUUGUCAUCCCAGGAAAUCCAUGUGAAGCCAGCCAAUUAAUAAAGCACUUUAGCAUCUGUUCAGGUAGUUUUGAAAAACAACUUUUCCCCUUCAGGAUAAAAACUUCCAGGUUACCUAAAAAUGCAAUAAAAAUCUUUAUAGUCUAAGCUUCUUGGCACAUAAUUUUUCAUCAGGGUUUUCUUUUACUGAAUGAGCACAAUACUGUUUUGAUUUAUUUUUCCCCAACCACUCAGCUCCUUGUACAGCUUUUAAUUGUAUAGCUAUGUGAAAGAAGCAGCUGAGAUACUUGCUGCACGCACUUGAACUCAUGUUGGGUCUGUAGCUCUGUAUUGCUGCCCUGACCCCAGGGUAAUUCAGGUGGAAAGGUAUUUUUGUCUCACAGGGAAAUGUAGCUAUGUAUCUUACUAAUUGUGAAACACUGGAAACUAAUGAUGCAGACAACUUGGUGUGGUCUUGGAACAGCUAUCUGCAGUAUUUGUUUUUCUUGUUACCAUAAAUUGUAUUUAAGUGCUUGCCCUUCACUCCUUUUGAGUUGCACCAGUGAACCAGUAACCCUCAGGCCUCUCUUUCUACUUCAUAAGCCUUUGCUUAGGUUUAUGUAGUGUUUUCAUUCUCCCUGUAAUGUGACCUUUUUUUUUUUUUUUUUUUUUUUUAAAGUCACAGCAGACUGCAUUUGUUUGUCACUAACUGGGCAUGUGCCAAUAAUAUUCUGUCCUUUCCUUAACUGCCAUCUCUGUUUUGUUUGAUUCUUUCCAACUGAAUAUUGGCUUUUUGCAUGGAAAGAAAAUAGUUUCUACUAUUAGACAUGUAAAGGGAAGAGAGAGUGAAUGUAUUGGACUUUGUAAACCUAAAAAUACUUGGAUCCCUCUAAUUAAUAAGGGCUAUGUAUUAUAUAGAGUAAUCAUGUGGUGGGAGAUACUUGCAAGUCAUAGAUCUGUAGGCAGGAGGAUCUGUUACUCCCUGUAUGUAGGCCGAAUGUAAAUUCCCUUAUGUUUAUUUGCCUACGAUAUCCUUGGUUUCUAGUAAAGUACCCUAGGCUCUAGUGAGGACUGUCUACUUUAAAUUGCCAUUUACUCCCUUUCCUUAGUUGGCUGAAUUGCUCUUGGCUAGCUUUUGUAGGUUACUGUAUCGCCUUGACAAAUCUCACUCCUUUAAAUGUGGUCAUAGGGUGUGAUCCUGCCAAGCCUGGAUCAAGAGUACAUCUAAUAUGCAACCUGCACCAAUCAGCUCCUAUUCUGUCUGGAUGUCUAGAACUGUUGGAAGAUUUUGACAUUUUCAACCUUGAGUUUUUCUUUUGAAAUGAGGUUUGAUAUAUUGUUCAUUGUGUUGAGAUGUGUGUGUUUUUUUGCUUUGUAAACCCAACACCAGAUUUUGGAAAAUGCCUAUAUUGUGAAAGCAAAUCAGGACUCUUUCUGAGCCUCUGUCAUUGUUGGAAAUAGAUUCUCUUUCCGUCAGCUUCCAGAAAAUUGUCAAAGAGAUUUAACAGUAAGAAUCCAGAUUUUUAAAUGUAAUUGUUUUUUAAAUGCUAAUGUUUGUAAAGCACCUUCGGUUCUUUGGAUGAAAGGUGCUAUAUUCCCUCUGUAAAUUAAUAAAAAGAUUAUAGGAAGUUUGUCAAAAAUAAUUUUAUCUAAUGCAUAGUCUGUAGUACGUCCUGACAAGAAAUUAGCAUUUUAUAUAACAAAUUAAAAAAUGCUUAUUCCUUCACGUAGUUGCUUGACUGGUAAA